CGGGCUGCUGAGAGCUCGAGCCGAGGAGCGGGAGCGUGGUACCUGCUGCUGCCGCCAGACGCAGAGCAUCGGACGCGCACGCGGUGGCCUGGGGCAGGAAGGAGAAGUCAUGACGUCCAUCAGUGAAAAUGUUCUCUUUGGAAUGGGAAAUCCUCUUCUUGACAUCUCUGCUGUAGUGGACAAAGAUUUCCUGGAUAAGUAUACUCUGAAACCAAAUGACCAAAUCUUGGCUGAAGACAAGCACAAGGAACUAUUUGAUGAGCUUGUGAAAAAAUUCAAAGUCGAAUAUCAUGCUGGUGGUUCUACUCAGAAUUCAAUGAAAGUGGCUCAGUGGAUGAUUCAGCAGCCACACAAAGCAGCAACAUUUUUCGGGUGCAUUGGGAUCGAUAAAUUUGGAGAGAUCCUGAAAAGAAAAGCUGCUGAAGCCCAUGUGGAUGCGCAUUACUAUGAACAGAACGAACAGCCGACAGGAACUUGUGCCGCGUGCAUCACUGGUGACAACAGGUCCCUUGUUGCUAAUCUUGCUGCUGCUAAUUGUUAUAAAAAGGAAAAACAUCUUGAUCUAGAGAAAAACUGGAUGUUGGUAGAAAAAGCAAGAGUUUGUUAUAUAGCUGGCUUUUUUCUUACGGUUUCCCCGGAGUCAAUAUUAAAGGUGGCUCAACAUGCUUCUGAAAAAAACAGGAUUUUCACUUUGAAUCUGUCUGCACCAUUUAUUAGCCAGUUCUACAAAGAACCAUUGAUGAAAGUUAUACCUUAUGUUGACAUACUUUUUGGAAAUGAAACGGAAGCUGCCACUUUUGCUAGAGAGCAAGGCUUUGAGACUGAAGACAUUAAAGAGAUCGCUCGAAAGACACAAGCUUUGCCAAAGGUGAACUCAAAGCGGCAGCGACUGGUCGUCUUCACCCAAGGGCGAGACGACACCAUAGUGGCUACAGAAAGUGAAGUCACUGCUUUUCCUGUCUUGGAUCAAGACCAGAAAGAAAUUAUUGACACCAAUGGAGCUGGAGAUGCAUUUGUUGGAGGGUUCCUGUCUCAGUUGGUCUUUGACAAGCCUCUGACCGAGUGCAUCCGCGCCGGCCACUAUGCAGCAAGCGUCAUCAUCCGGCGGAGCGGCUGCACCUUUCCGGAGAAGCCGGACUUCCACUGAGGGAGAGGAGCCGGGAGCUCCUGCCCAGCGCCCCAGCCCUCUCCCCGAGAGAACGGCCUGCUGCCCUCCUGCUCCCCCACCCCGUCCCAUAGUGCUCCUCGCAUCUGUAGUCUCAGCAGCCUGAAGAGUUUAUUUCAUAGUUUGUCAGUGCCUCUUAAACAUCAGUUAAACAAGAACAGAAAUUCUUACUUCAUCUUCAAUUACUCUGUAAAUUCAUGUGUAUUUAGUAAAUGGAGUGGUUUUUUUUUACAUUUCUGCCUUGAUGCAGAUGCAAUUUAAUAUAAUAGAUUUUUUUAAAAAAUUGUAACACGUCUAUCUUUAGCUUUUUAUAUAUAAAUUUAGAAGUGCGUAUAUACACACACAUAGAUAACUGUACCACAUAUAAUCAUAAUAGUCAAUAAGGUACAGAAAUAUACAUCUUGCUAAUGAUUCCAAAUAAUCUGUUCAGUGUGCACUGGAUCAUGUAAUAAACUUUGGAUAACUGAAUAAUUUGCCAAAUGUUAAAUUGUAUUACAAUAUUCAAAUCAUAACCUGCUUACUUAUGAUGCUCUUUAAUUU
Fukomys damarensis (Damara mole-rat) is the source of this 1705-nucleotide messenger RNA. It is a transcript of the gene Adk, whose product is annotated as adenosine kinase. Lineage: Eukaryota; Metazoa; Chordata; Mammalia; Rodentia; Bathyergidae. Gene Ontology annotation, molecular function: adenosine kinase activity. Gene Ontology annotation, biological process: purine ribonucleoside salvage. The transcript has 11 exons. Bases 110 to 1147 code for a protein of 345 amino acids. Gene Ontology annotation, cellular component: cytosol; nucleus. The record is from RefSeq and is a predicted model, not a curated record.